Phlebotomus papatasi is the source of this 3608-nucleotide messenger RNA. It is a transcript of the gene IntS4, whose product is annotated as integrator complex subunit 4. Bases 111 to 2918 code for a protein of 935 amino acids. The record is from RefSeq and is a predicted model, not a curated record. Gene Ontology annotation, cellular component: integrator complex. Gene Ontology annotation, biological process: snRNA processing. The transcript has 4 exons. NCBI's taxonomy places the organism in Eukaryota, Metazoa, Arthropoda, Insecta, Diptera, Psychodidae.
UGGGAAAGAAGAUGGCCAAGGUGGCUGUGAUUGUGAUUACAAAUAUUUGCAUUUUGGCUGAAUUUAUCUGGAAAUACUUCUUAUAAGUGUAUCAAAAACAUUGGAGCGUGAUGGCAACAACAGCAUACAAAAGAUCCUCAUCGGAAAUUUACCAAACUAUUCAGGAAAUCUCAAGGAAUCGCAACCAGAAGAGGCUGAGAUUGAUUGUGAAGAAACCUGCAAUUUCCACAUCUAUUACUAUCUUCACUGGAUUGCUCGAAAGUGCCAGCAGCAGCAACGAUGCCUUGCAGAUUCUCAUCAAAAUUUCUGAUGCUCUGCAAUUUGAGGAGCCGGAGAUGACUGAGGCUGUCCGGAAGCUCUCUGAGCACUACAAAAGGGAGCAGGAGAGUGCAGUGAGAGUGAAGAUUUUGGCGCUGUUUGGGGAUUUUGCUGCAGAAACGUGCUACGACGGGACGUUGCUUGCUGAUGAAGUUCUUGGUCUGCUGAAGAGUGAAACCUCACCGAAAGUGAUCUGUCAGGGACUUCACAGUCUUCAUAAGAUUGGAGUCAGUCAAUCCCUGCCGCCGAUUCAUGUGACAAAGGUCGUCCUUGCCGCCAGGAAUAGCCUGACUUCGCAGAGUCACAAUGUCCAGAGGCAUGCUCUUCUGCUCCUGGGAGCUUUUGUGUCCGUUGAGGAUAAUUCAGUUGAUGAAGAAGUUGAAUUGAUUGGGAGGUACACAGACUCCCAGGAUUCUCGGGUUAGAGCCCAGGCAUUCCGAUCAAUUCUGACCUUGGGAAGUCGUGGAGUUGAUCUCACGCCAAAGCUCUAUUCCCGGGCCACGGAUGCGCUCAAGGAUGAUUAUGAGUGUGUCCGGAAGGAGGCUCUGCAACUGGUUUAUGAGCUUGGCAUUCGUCAUCCGGAACAUAUGAUCCUCGUCCCGGACUCGGACAUGGAAAUGCGUCUGGUGGAUGCGGCUUUUGGGAACGUCUGUUCAGCCAUGUGCGAUCUCUCAAUGCAGGUGAGGACUCAAGCUGCUGAGCUUCUGGGUGGAAUGACGGCUGUUGGGAGUGAAUUUCUCAAUCAGACACUGGACAAGAAGCUAAUGAGUAAUUUGAGGCGGAAGAAGAGUCUGCAUGAGAGGAAUCUGGAGAAUUUUACGAGUGGGGAAUGGUCAUCGGGGAAAAAAUGGGCUGAUGAUGCUCCCAAGGAAUUCCUCAAUGCAGCUUCGAUUUCAUUGAUUGCAACUGGAGCCUGUGGGGCUCUGGUUCAUGGGUUGGAAGAUGAGUUUCUUGAGGUUAGAACAGCGUCGGUUGAUUCCAUGUGUCGUUUGGCUUUGAUUCAUCCUCCCUUUGCCAGUACUUCCCUGGAUUUCUUGGUUGAUAUGUUCAAUGAUGAAAUUGAGAGUGUUAGGCUCAAGGCAAUUUACAGCUUGACGAAAAUCAGUAAGCAUAUUACGCUGAGGGAGGAUCAACUGGAGACGAUGCUGAGUAGUUUGGAAGAUUAUUCCGUGGAAGUCCGGGAAGGGCUUCAUUUGAUGCUGGGAGCUUGCAAAGUGUCCACUCAGGCUUGUUUGAAGUUGGUGGUGCAGAAGGUUCUUGAUGUCCUUUCGAAGUAUCCGCAGGAUAAGGAGUCGGCUUUUGGGUGUUUGCAGAGAGUUGGUCAGAAGCAUCCUGAUCUCUGUAUGGCUCUGACGCCGCAACUUCUGCAGGAUCAUCCGUUUUUUGACAGUGCAGAACGGGAUGUUGAGGAUCCUGCUUAUGUCUGUAUCCUGGUUAUGUUGUUCAAUGCUGCACAGCAUCGUCCUCCUAUGCUUUCGCUCUUUCCGGAAACCACAAUUCGGCAUUAUGGGUAUUUGAGGGAUACAAUGCCCAAUUUCGUGCCGCAUCUUAUGCUGAGGACUGUGGUUGAUCAGACGCAGAUUACAGGAGCUACGGGGUCUAAGCAAUUCCUCGAGACUCUCCUGAACAACAUUGAUGCUGCGUAUUCGGCCCCAAGGGCACGUCAGGCUCUCCUGGAAGCUGCUCAGACAAAUCUCGAUCGUCUGGCUGAAAUUGAUCCGGCACUUUCGGGCACGGCUAAUUUUACGGCAAUGUUCCUGGGAGCACAGCUCCUUAUCCAUCAGCUUCAGAGCUGCAUUGCCCCGAAGCAGAAUAAGACACCAUCCCGGGAAUCGUUGAAUCUUCUAAUGAGGAAGUGUCUGAAACUGCAAAAUCUCUUCUCAAACCUCACAAAAGAUGAUUGGCUCCUCGUGAAACAGAUCAGUUUGAGAGCGAGUGCUCUGCAUCUCGUGAUUGUCGUUAAGGAUCGUUCACAAUCCGCUCUGGCUCCUUGUCAGCUCCUUCUGCACAUCGCUGCGGACAUCAGCGUCUUUCUCCAGGAUAAUCCUGAGAUUGCGGCAGAUAAGUUUUCCACCUCAAUUCUCCAAGCUCUGGCGGCUAUUAGUGACCCAAAACCCGGAAGAGUAUUCUGGGAAAUCCUCCCAAUUGUCCAAUCGGCAACUCCAGUGGUCACUCCCAGGGUCAAUGUGGACAUUAGAAUGUGCACAGCCAGAAUCCUGGAACCGUGCUUCGCGGCAUCUCUUGAGAAUCAAGUUAAAGUCACCGCGGGCUUAAUUGCAGCAGUUCCUCUUGUCGCGGACAUCGAGAACCUCCAGGAAUUCCAACGACAAGAUCUCCGGAUUCGAGUAAAAUACCCAGAUCAAAAUAUUCAUACAGUUGUACCGAGACUCCGGGAUGUCAAGAGAAUCCUCACGGAAUCAGGAGAAGAAGUCAACAAUUGGAGACUGAGGACAACAAUCCUCCUUAGCCAUGGAGUAUGGACGGAAGCAACUCAUGUGGAAAUCUUCGUAUGUCUCUCAGUUCGUCCGGGAACUGAACUGGAACUCUGCAAAUCUGUCAAAAUUAUGUUUGCCCCAAAACCAGUAAAGAGGGGCAUCUAAAGGCGUCUACAUCUACACAUUGGGAGCAAUUUUCGUCAAAAAUUGCGUUUUUGACAGAAAUUUGACGUUUCUGCCUACAGCACUGCAGCCAAUUUCCUUCAAAAAGCAAUUUUUGACAGAAUUUUAACGUUUCUGCCUACAGCACUGCAGCCAAUUUCCUUCAAAAAAGCAAUUUUUGACAGAAUUUUAACGUUUCUGCCUACAGCACUGCAGCCAAUUUCCUUCAAAAAAGCAAUUUUUGACAGAAUUUUAACGUUUCUGCCUAAAACACUGCAGCCAAUUUCCUUCAAAAAAGCAAUUUUUGACGAAAAUUGUGCUCAAUGUGUAGAGACACCUUAAGACAAAAAAGAAAACCAGGAAUGUUCAAUGCAUUUGGGGGAACUUUUUAUUUCGUUCAAUAAAUCAUUUCAAUAAAAAAAAAUUCGAGUAAAAAAAUGCUUAACACAAAAGUUUCAACUUUACAAAAAAAUAAAACACUAUUAAUACACAAAUGAUAUAUAAAAUAUAUUGGCAACUUUUUCCGAUAAAUAAAUUAAUAACAUUUAAUAAUUAUACGUUUUUUUUUCUUAUUUAAAAGAUUUUAUGACAGGUUUUUCUCUUGUUUAAUUUUGUGAAAACAUCAAUAAAUUAUAUUUGUAAAAUCAUUCGAAAUAUUUGAAAAAAUAUAUACUUUGGAGUAUUAUUUAGAAA